Messenger RNA from Penicillium antarcticum, 2397 nucleotides. RefSeq lists its product as uncharacterized. NCBI's taxonomy places the organism in Eukaryota, Fungi, Ascomycota, Eurotiomycetes, Eurotiales, Aspergillaceae. Gene Ontology annotation, biological process: DNA-templated transcription; regulation of DNA-templated transcription. The record is from RefSeq and is a predicted model, not a curated record. Gene Ontology annotation, molecular function: DNA-binding transcription factor activity, RNA polymerase II-specific; DNA binding; zinc ion binding. The transcript is spliced from 5 exons. The coding region runs from base 1 to 2397 and encodes 798 amino acids.
AUGUACAAGCGUGGUUUUGAUAUGAAUCCAGAGAGGCAUUACUUGAGUUGCGGUUUCCCCACUGCUAGAGUUGCCAAACUGAUAGUGACCAUGAGUGGAAAUUUGCCUCACCCUCCCCUAUCGUCAACCCGGCCACCCACGUCUGAUCUUGUAGACGACGUAGCCCUCUUCAGCUAUGACUGGAAUACGCCCGGCAAUUUGCAGGAGGAUUCAUCCGAUCCAUCAUCCACCACAGCAUCCGAAAGUUCAAACCCCUUCUACGAGUCACACGUCGACACUGCGAAGCAAACACCCAAUCCGAAAAUCGCCAUUCCUCGAGCCACAAACACAAAACCAAUAUCCAAUCCUGGCCGAGUCUCCCGAGCAUGUGUAAACUGCCGGGAGCAAAAGGUGAAAUGCAGUGGCCACCGUCCUACGUGCCAUCGAUGCCAAAUGUCCGAUGUGACAUGUAUCUAUGGUGAUCGCAAGCGUGAGAAAAUGGUCAAACAACUUGAUGAUUUGACAGCUCAGGUCGAAACGUACGAGAACCUCCUGCGAAAUAUCUAUCUCCAUCCCGAUCAUCAUCCUGACACGUCUGUCAAUCAAUCCGGCGCAGCAGACGCACAUUCUCAGCCACUGAGCCAAAUUUCAACCGCUUCUUUGGCAUCGACACUUCCCCGACGAGGAUCAGACAAUGCCAACACACCAUCUUACACCAGAAGCCACGUGGAUUUCGUCGAUGAAGAUUUUAACCGUGAUGCAGAAGCGCAAGCUACCGGUUUCAUCGGUGGACACUCGGCCAUAAAGUGGCUGCACCAGCUCAUGCGGUUUCUUGAAGAAAAGCACCCGACACCAGGCAGCCUCCAGAAGGACGAAGACAUCAAAUCACUGUCAUCUGUGAACUACUUUCUUGAUGAAUCAGGAAUUGUAGUCUCAGAUAAUGUGACUAUAAUGGAACGACCGUCGCAAGCAAUCGCUGAUCAACUUGUCGACAACUACUUCAGUGUCACACACGAGUCUUUUCCGUUUCUUGGGAAGGGUCUUUUCAUCAGUCAGUGCCGAGCUUUCUAUUCGAAAUCAAAUCUACGACCGGGAAGAAGGUGGAUGGCGGUGUUGAACAUGGUGUUCGCCAUUGGCGCAAGACAUUCUUGCCUUGCAUCUUGCCAUGCUCUGCACGACCAUGACGGCCGUGAAGAACAUGCAGUAUAUUUCUCACGGGCAUGGCAGCUCAACACGCAUGAUGCUGCAUCGUUUAGCCAUCCCAAUCUACAGCAAGUACAAGUGGAAGCACUGGCCUCUUUCUACCUUCUUUCUCUUGGACAAGUCAACAGGGCAUGGAGAAUGUGUGGCAUCGCAGUACGCUCGGCGCAGGCUAUGGGUAUUCAACUUCGCGAUGAAAGUCCUAGCACCUCAAAUCUGUCCAAAGAAGCUAGGUAUCGACUCUGGUGGGGUCUUUACUUGUUAAAUAACCUUGUUUCUGGGAUAACUGGUCGUCCAUUUGGUAUGCAGAGGGCAGACUGCGCUACACCCCUUCCGGUGCCUUAUAGAGAGGAGGAAUUUGGAGAGGAGCAUGUCAUGCAACUUCUUACAAAUAGUGAAUCCCGGCGCAUUUUGAUGUCAUCCUUGCAUUUCCAAUUGCCCAGGAAGGACAUGUUGGACAGCCCCAUAGCUCAAACCCCCAUCCAUGUCGCGUCUAGAGAGGAAGGACGCAAUGAGCAGGCUCGGGCCACUGCGGCACAGUACCUGUCGAUGAAGGCGUCACUGUAUUUUACAUACUCCGUUGACUUGGCGGCCAUCAUGGAGGAAGCAAUCGGCACUUUGUUCUCCCAAAUAGCUGCUCCGAGAUCGUGGCUGCAAAUUGAACUUGCGACUUCGGCACUCAAUGAGUCUGCUGAACGUUGGCUCUCUCGGCUUCCUGUGUCCUAUCAAUUCACAGGAUCUGGAGUAAACAGACCUGAUGUCUUGCAACACACAAGUCUUGCGUUCCAGUUCUAUUCCACCAGGCUCGUGAUCACGCAGCCAUGUCUGCAUCGUGUCGUGUACGGGGCACCGGAAGAUGGCCCACCAAGCACUCUCUGCAGCUCCAUGGCGGCCACAUGCAUUCAGGUAGCAGGUCAAAUACUCGAUCUCCUACCGAGCGACCCGGAUGUCGCGUGGCUGUAUGAAUGCUCUCCGUGGUGGUGCAUGCUUCAUUAUAUCAUGCAGUCUGUGACUGUGCUAAUGAUGAACCUUGUGGUUCGGCCAAAGGAGGGUACAGCGGAGAGUGCCAACAUUGGGGCAAUGAUCAGAAAGGCCAUCCUAUGGCUGAGCAACAUGGCUACCAAGGAUCCUGCCGCAAUGCGAGCUCGGCUUCUGUGCAUAGAUAUUCUAUCACGGCAUGGCUUGAGACCUAGCAUGGAAAUUGAUGCCGAAUUCUAA